Molecule: messenger RNA, 411 nt
Organism: Suillus discolor
Lineage: Eukaryota; Fungi; Basidiomycota; Agaricomycetes; Boletales; Suillaceae
Product: alpha subunit of fatty acid synthetase
Exons: 3
Biological process (GO): long-chain fatty acid biosynthetic process
Cellular component (GO): fatty acid synthase complex
Molecular function (GO): acyltransferase activity
Source: RefSeq, a predicted model, not a curated record
CGCUACAGUAUUCCACCAGAUAGCAUCGCUCAAACAGAUCACGCCACUCUCUGGGUCCUUUUUUGCACUGCUGAGGCUUUGAACAUGUCUGGAAUAACUGAUCCCUAUGAACUAUACAAGUGCUACCACCCCUCUGAAGUUGGCACUUGUGUUGGCAGCGGCAUGGGUGGCGCGGAAAGUCUCACACAAAUGUUCAAAGACCGUCACAAAGAGAAAGACAUUCAGAACGAUAUCUUGCAGGAGACUUUCAUCCACACUACUGGAUGUAUUAACCUUCUUCUGAUGUCUUCUAGCAGCCUGGUGAAGAUUCCUGUUGGUGCUUGUGUGACUGCACUCCAAUCACUCGAGAUUGCCUCUGAUACACUGUUAUCUGGGAAGGCGAAAGUCAUGAUUACUGGUGGCUUCGAUGAC